Messenger RNA from Brassicogethes aeneus, 1968 nucleotides. The record is from the annotation of a GenBank genome assembly. Lineage: Eukaryota; Metazoa; Arthropoda; Insecta; Coleoptera; Nitidulidae.
AUGGAGAAUAUUUCUGAUAACGAUCUUCUACAAAACGUUUAUUCAUUUUGGAACGAACAAGUCCAGAGGUAUCCGUACUUGGCCAACCCGCAGCAGCCAUAUGAAGAUAAUUAUUACUGUGGUAAUAAUUUUGAACAGCAACCUCAUUCUAGCAAGGUUAAUGAUACGUGGACCCAGCCUCAAGAAGCCUUACACCAAUCCUUCCAGGACAAUUCCUACGUACACGGAGAAGGCUAUUCUCAGGUGUACGUACCAGUCCUAGAAGAUACUACUAAUCAGCAUGCCAACUUACCAGUGGAGCUUGACAUCGAUCAAAUUAUACAGGAUAACGCUCAAUAUCCUGCUUCUGCUAGCGAAAUUGAAGAGAUAUUGAAUAUUGGUUUGUGUGAACCAAACCAUAUUGUACCGAAUGAACAGGAGAAAGUACAAUCUCAAAUACUAAUUACUACUCCGUACUCAACGUUUACAGUACCUGUAGAGAAGCCGACUGUGUUCGACUGCGAGGUCUGUUCGAAGACCUUCUCCAAGGGAUCCUACUUAACUCAACACCGGAAGGCCUGCCACUCGGGCGAUAAGCCCUUCAAAUGCAAAAAAUGUGGCAAACGAUUUUCGUCAAAGGAAGAAUGUGAUGUGCACUACCAAAAACACAUGGGAUCGAAGCAAUUCCAGUGCAAGUUCUGCGAGAAACAAUUUAACUAUAAAAUCGACAUACGGCGUCAUGAAAGCCUACACACAGGGCAAAAACCGUAUGCUUGCAGCGUUUGCGCGAAAGGAUUCGACAGGCGGGAUCACAUGAGAAGGCACGAACUGAUUCAUGCUAGGAAAGGACAGAAAAUUUAUUCAUUUUGGAACGAACAAGUCCAGAGGUAUCCGUACUUGGCCAACCCGCAGCAGCCAUAUGAAGAUAAUUAUUACUGUGGUAAUAAUUUUGAACAGCAACCUCAUUCUAGCAAGGUUAAUGAUACGUGGACCCAGCCUCAAGAAGCCUUACACCAAUCCUUCCAGGACAAUUCCUACGUACACGGAGAAGGCUAUUCUCAGGUGUACGUACCAGUCCUAGAAGAUACUACUAAUCAGCAUGCCAACUUACCAGUGGAGCUUGACAUCGAUCAAAUUAUACAGGAUAACGCUCAAUAUCCUGCUUCUGCUAGCGAAAUUGAAGAGAUUUUAAAUAUUGGUUCGUGUGAACCAAACCAUAUUGUACCGAAUGAACAGGAGAAAGUACAAUCUCAAAUACUAAUUACUACUCCGUACUCAACGUUUACAGUACCUGUAGAGAAGCCGACUGUGUUCGACUGCGAGGUCUGUUCGAAGACCUUCUCCAAGGGAUCCUACUUAACUCAACACCGGAAGGCCUGCCACUCGGGCGAUAAGCCCUUUAAGUGCAAAAAGUGUGGCAAACGAUUUUCGUCAAAGGAAGAAUGUGAUGUGCACUACCAAAAACACAUGGGGUCGAAGCAAUUCCAGUGCAACUACUGCGAGAAACAAUUCAACUAUAAAAUCGACAUACGGCGUGAUGAAAGCCUACACACAGGGCAAAAACCGUAUGCUUGCAGCGUUUGCGCGAAAGGAUUCGACAGGCGGGAUCACAUGAGAAGGCACGAACUGAUUCAUGCUAGGAAAGGACAGAAAAGUAAGGAACAGGUGGAAGUACCAUUGCAAAUACUAAUUACUACUCCGUACUCAACGUUUACAGUACCUCUUGAGAAAGAGAAGAAGACUGUGUUCGACUGCGAGGUCUGUUCGAAGACCUUCUCCAAGGGAUCCUACUUGAUUCAACACCGGAAGGCCUGCCACUCGGGCGAUAGGCCCUUCAAAUGCAAAAAAUGUGGCAAACGUUUUUCGACAAAGGAAGAAUGUGAUGUGCACUACCAAAAACACAUGGGGUCGAAGCAAUUCCAGUGCAACUACUGCGAGAAACAAUUCAACUAUAAAAUCGACAUACCUAAUGACAUGGCUAAUAAAUGA